This is a messenger RNA of Elaeis guineensis (African oil palm), 1030 nucleotides long. RefSeq lists its product as uncharacterized. Gene Ontology annotation, cellular component: plasma membrane. The record is from RefSeq and is a predicted model, not a curated record. Lineage: Eukaryota; Viridiplantae; Streptophyta; Magnoliopsida; Arecales; Arecaceae.
GUUUGCUCUUGUGUCCUUUUAAUCCAUCCUCCAAUCUAACCACCUUCCUUCAUCUUCAAUCCUCACACAGUUCUCUCUCGUCUUCAUAAACUCAAAUGUCCACCAACUUACACUCAAAUCCAUUCCACCCCAACACAAGUCCUUCAACAUGGAAUCCCUCUGGUGGCUUUGCUUCACAACCUCUCUUCUCCUCAUUCAACUCGGCGUAGCUGGAGCACAAGCCCCGGUUGCUGCACCCUCCGGGCAGCCACCACCGGCCGCCGCCACACCUCCACCAGUGACACCACCACCCUCCUCAAGCCCUCCAAGCUCACCACCUCCAGUCUCCACACCACCACCACUGCCACCACCGCCGGUGGUCACACCGCCACCACCAGUGCCACCGGCAUCACCUCCUGUUCCAUUAGCACCAGCAUUACCACCACCACCAGCACUGCCGCCGCCGCCAGCAUUGCCGCCACCACCAUUACCGCCACCGCCGAUGCCAGCGCCGGUGCCGCCACCAAUUCCACCACCGCCGGUGCCAGCUCCGGCUACACCUCCACCAAUGCCAGGGCCGGCACCAGCACCGUCGAUAUCUGCACCAGUACCGGCACCAGCUCCAGCGAAGGGUAAGGGGAAGCAUAAGAAGAGAAGGCAUAGGAAGAAGCAUGCACCAGCGCCGGCGCCGACAGUGCCGAGCCCGCCGGCCCCGAUUGCGCCCACACCACCUGAUGCGGAGGAUGUAACAAGUCCGGCGCCUCAACCGAUUGAUCUGAAUGGAAGCAUUGCGAUGUUUGGGAAUGGAGGGAUGCUCCAAAGCUGGGUGACUACCGUAUUGGCUUUCUUUGUGCUGUUAAUGAUCUAAGUUCGCACCGCUUGCGGCCACAUAGAAGAAUUCCAGUUUGUCUUAUGUUGCAGAGGAUUAUCUUCAUUUGUUCACCAGCUACGAAUGCUAUCUUUAUAUUUAUUUUCACAUUAGUUUCAGUGUGUGAUAAAGCAAGACAAUUUUUUCUGCUGUCUCGGACAUGAAAAUGGAAUUGGUUCAAUC